AUGGAGGACUAUUGCCGCCCCAUCCGUAAGGCGUCUAUGUUCCUGGCACUCCGGCCGGUGGAGGGCUUCCGUGACCAGUACAACGCUCAAAGCACCGCAAUGAGCAACAUACGAAAAUUUGUUCUGCGAAGCCUUGGGGACUCUGAACCAUCUGACAUCAUGGAGAUCCCUGACGAACUUUACCUUCGGCGCCGCGUCUUCACACGAGGAAAGCCGCCUGCGUUGCAGACUCCUAGAGUUCCCGAGAAGGUCAUCUUCUACAUGCGUGCCGGCGAAGGUCGCGUGAAGCGUUGCUCGCCGUACGUGUUUGGUGUCGGAGACCUGGUCGACGUCAAUUCGUACGUGGAUGUGGCGACGUACAGGGGACUUCAAGGUUCCGCCUUCACCAAAGUCUACUUCUCAUUCAACCGACUCGAACUAGUACAGCUUUGUCCUGCAUCGUCAGUUAAAAAGAUGAGGCGCGAGACUCCAGGCACCGGGGAGACUGUGUCCUAG
Messenger RNA from Heterobasidion irregulare TC 32-1, 495 nucleotides. RefSeq lists its product as uncharacterized. NCBI's taxonomy places the organism in Eukaryota, Fungi, Basidiomycota, Agaricomycetes, Russulales, Bondarzewiaceae. The record is from RefSeq and is a predicted model, not a curated record. The coding region runs from base 1 to 495 and encodes 164 amino acids. The transcript has 2 exons.